AACUUCCACAUUAAAUCCAAUUCCAAUUCAUAAGUCCAAAUACAACCCAUCUCCCUAAAAUUGCUCUGUUCCAUUUCUUCUUUGGAGCUCUUGAAUUUUGGAUUCUCGUAACCAUAAUUAGCUAGCCCAGACACCUGAGUUAUCGAAAAAAUUCUCUCCCAAACAACCCAUCAUGGAACUCGUUCCAGGACUUCCCAACGACGUCACUCUUGAAUGUCUAAUUCGCUUACCUUUCGAUCAGUUCUCAGUGGCUUCCUCGGUAUGUAAGGGUUGGAAAGCAGAGAUUGAGCUGCCGGGAUUUCGACGGCAUCGGAAAUCGGCUGGAUUUACCAGAUCAAUCAUGGUCUUGGCACGGGCUCGGGUCGGUCCGACCCGAACUUCGCAUGUAGCCAAGCUAAAAGCUAGGCUAGUCUAUCGGCUCACGGUUUAUGACCCAGAAACGGGUUUCAGGUCGGACCUUCCGCCAGUUCCGGGUUUCCCAGAUGGGUUGCCGAUGUUUUGCCAUAUUGUCGGAGUCGGGUCGGAGAUGGUUGUGGUGGGUGGGUGUGACCCGGUGACUUGGCAGGUCUCGAAUUCGGUUUUUAUUUACAACUUUGUCACCGCCGCGUGGAGGCGUGGGGCUGAUAUGCCAGGUGGGCAAAGAUUGUUUUUCGGAUGCGCGUCGAAUUUUGAUCGGACGGUGUACGUUGCGGGCGGUCACGAUCAUGCAAAAAAUGCAUUGAAAUCAGCAAUGAUGUAUGACGUGGCAAGAGACGAGUGGGUCCAACUGCCUGACAUGGCAAGAGAGCGAGACGAGUGCAAAGCUGUAUUCCACCAUGGCAAGUUCUACGUCAUCGGCGGGUAUCCCACGGAGAAUCAAGGCCGUUUCCAGAGAGAUGCCGAAGCGUUCGACCUUGCCACGUGGCAGUGGGACCAGGUCCAAGAGGAGUUCUUGGAUGCUGCGGUGUGUCCGAGGACUUGCGUGGAUGGCCGCGACGGAAGGCUUUACAUGUGCCACAAACGCAACGUGACUGCACGCGAGGGGUCCGCGUGGCAAGUCAUAGCUGGGCUACCCGAUGCCGUGGCAAAUACGGCUUACGUGGCAAUGUGGCAGGGGAAGCUGCUUGUGAUUGGUUCCUCGAAAUUCGGUGAGCCCCACGGAGCCUAUUUGUUGGAUUUGAAGAAUUUCAGCUGGGAAAAGCUAGAGUCGCCGGAGGAACAUUCCGGCCACGUUCAGGCUGGCUGUUGUAUGGAGAUAUAAACAAAAAAGCACAAGAGUGUUGUGCUAGUUUGUGCAUAUGCAUAGGAAGGUAAAGAAAACAAAACAGGGUUAGAAAAGAAAGUCGUUUGUAGUUCUUUCUUUUUCUGGGGAUAAAAAUGGAAGAGAGCUAGAUAUUAUUGCCCAAUUUCUUGUACCGGUAUAACUCCAAGAGUUUGAUCCAGCGGGAGUAUAAUUGCAAGGAGCUUACUUUAUUAAGCUUGCGAGUUCAACUCCUACCACUAGCA
Messenger RNA from Rhododendron vialii, 1485 nucleotides. Its product is annotated as F-box/kelch-repeat protein At1g15670-like. The transcript has a single exon. Gene Ontology annotation, molecular function: protein binding. NCBI's taxonomy places the organism in Eukaryota, Viridiplantae, Streptophyta, Magnoliopsida, Ericales, Ericaceae. Gene Ontology annotation, biological process: negative regulation of cytokinin-activated signaling pathway; regulation of phenylpropanoid metabolic process. The record is from RefSeq and is a predicted model, not a curated record. Bases 173 to 1240 code for a protein of 355 amino acids.